Aspergillus glaucus CBS 516.65 is the source of this 291-nucleotide messenger RNA. RefSeq lists its product as uncharacterized. NCBI's taxonomy places the organism in Eukaryota, Fungi, Ascomycota, Eurotiomycetes, Eurotiales, Aspergillaceae. The transcript has a single exon. Bases 52 to 231 code for a protein of 59 amino acids. The record is from RefSeq and is a predicted model, not a curated record.
CAGUAAUUGAAGUUCAAAGCUUGUUGAAGUUCGACUUAGACAAACGCAUUCAUGCAUGCCAAGACACUCCUUCACUGCCUCAAAAGAAAGAAGGAUAAACUACUCAAACGGGCCCUUCUCUUCUUCUUCUACUUCUCUCUCCUCCACACCCCCUCCAACUCAACACGGAUCAACCCCCAAUCCCCACACCGAACCCUAAUCUGCUAUGCCCAGAUUACACGGCUCAACUAGCUGUACGCAAACAGAGACAAGCCAGUCAUGCGUCGCGGAUGUCCACUUUAUCCGUUGCCU